GUUUCCCCAGGACUGUGCCUGGAUUUAGGGUCCAGACACUCACCUCACCAUGCCCCUUGUUGCCUUCAUCCUCUGGUCCACCCUGCUGACUCUGGGCUGGCGGGCAGCCCACACCAAGGAUUAUGUCUUUGCCACUCCAAGGGUGCAGCUCUCCUUCAAAGAGCUGAAAGCCACUGGCACUGCGCAUUUCUUCAACUUCUUGCUCAACUCCAGCGAUUACCGCAUCCUGCUAAAGGAUGAGGACCAUGACCGCAUGUACGUGGGCAGCAAGGACUACAUCCUCUCGCUGGACCUGCAUGACAUCAACCGGGAACCCCUGAUCAUUCACUGGCCUGCUUCCCAGCAAAGGAUCGAAGAGUGCAUCUUGUCGGGGAAAAACAGCAAGGGUGAGUGUGGGAACUUCAUCCGCCUGAUCCAGCCCUGGAACCGCACCCACCUAUAUGUCUGUGGCACUGGUGCCUACAACCCCAUCUGCACCUUCGUCAACAGGGGGCGCAAGGCACAGGCUUUUGCGCUGACCCAAUCCAUCCAGCUGGGAGGACGGGGAAGCAGAGCGGCCGACUCCUCCCUCAGCCCGACAUCGGCGGAACGCAAGGAUUAUAUCUUCUACCUGGAGCCAGACAAGCUGGAAUCUGGCAAAGGGAAGUGCUCCUACGAUCCCAAGGUGGACAGUGUCUCAGCACUAAUAAAUGAGGAGCUCUAUGCCGGCGUCUACAUUGACUUCAUGGGCACUGACGCUGCCAUCUUCCGCACCAUGGGCAAGCAGACAGCCAUGAGGACUGACCAGUACAACUCCCGCUGGCUGAAUGAUCCAGCAUUCGUUCAUGCACAGCUCAUCCCAGACAGCGCUGAGAAAAAUGACGACAAGCUCUAUUUCUUCUUCCGGGAGAAAUCAGCCGAUGCUCCACAGAGCCCUGCUGUCUAUUCCCGCAUUGGGCGCAUCUGCUUGAAUGAUGACGGGGGUCACUGCUGCCUGGUGAACAAGUGGAGCACAUUCCUGAAGGCCCGGCUCAUCUGCUCUGUGCCAGGACCAGAUGGGAUUGAGACACACUUCGACGAGCUCCAGGACGUGUUCAUCCAGCAGACUCAGGACAUGAAGAAUCCCAUCAUCUAUGCUGUGUUUGCCGCCUCAGGGUCUGUGUUCAAAGGCUCUGCUGUGUGUGUAUACUCCAUGGCUGACAUCCGCAUGGUCUUCAAUGGGCCCUUUGCCCACAAGGAAGGGCCCAACUACCAGUGGAUGCCAUAUACUGGCAAAAUGCCCUACCCCCGCCCAGGCACCUGCCCAGGUGGAACCUUCACCCCAUCCAUGAAGUCGACCAAGGAUUACCCGGACGAGGUGAUCAAUUUCAUGCGCACACACCCCAUGAUGUACAACGCUGUUUACCCCGUGCAUCGCCGGCCCCUAGUGGUGAGAAGCAAUGUCAACUACAAGUUCACCACUAUUGCUGUGGACCAGGUGGACGCGGCGGAUGGGCGCUAUGAGGUGCUUUUCCUGGGCACAGACCAUGGCACAGUCCAGAAGGUGAUAGUUCUCCCCAAGGAUGACAUGGAGACAGAGGAGCUGAUGCUGGAGGAGGUGGAAGUGUUCAAGGUUCCUGCCCCAAUCAAGACAAUGACCAUCUCCUCCAAGAGGCAACAGCUGUAUGUUGCCUCAGCUGUGGGCGUGACCCACCUGGCCCUGCAUCGCUGCAAUAUGUAUGGGGAGGCCUGCGCUGACUGCUGCCUAGCCAGAGAUCCCUACUGUGCCUGGGAUGGCAAGGCGUGCUCCCGCUACUCUGCCUCCUCCAAGAGGCGAAGCAGGCGCCAGGAUGUCCGGCAUGGUAACCCCAUCCGCCAGUGCCGGGGCUACAACUCCAAUGCAAACAAAAACACAGUGGAGGCCAUCCACUAUGGGGUGGAGGGCAGCACAGCCUUCCUAGAGUGCCAGCCCCGCUCCCCACAGGCUACUAUCAAAUGGCUCCUCCAGAAGGACAACAGUGAUCGGAGGAAAGAGCUGCGCAUAGAGGGCCGGGUGCUGAGGACGGAGCAGGGCUUGCUGCUGCGCUCCCUGCAGCUAUCCGACAGUGGCCUCUACUCCUGCACGGCCACAGAAAACAACUUCAAGCACACAGUGGCCAAGGUGCAGCUGCAUGUGCUGAACAGUGAAACCGUCCAUGCCGUGCUCUUCCAUUCAGAGACACCCAGUCUGCGGGCUGAUGGUGACAUCUCCGCGGCAGCCAUGAGGGCUGGUGUCCCCGGUGCACCCGGACCUCACUACCAGGACCUGGUACAGCUCCUCACCCAGCCUGAAAUGGGACUCAUCAACCAGUACUGCCAGGGCUACUGGCGGCAUGCAGCUGCCAGCCAUAAGGAGGUGCUGGCAGGCCUCAAAACCAAGGAGCAGCAGGACCAGAAGAAGCCACGGAACCGCCGGAAUCACCAGCCAGACAUGGACCAGCACACAUGAAAUCACCACCAAGGACUUUGUUAUAACAGUGCUAUAUUUUUCCCCCCUUUUAAUAUUGAAAUAUCUAUAAAUAUAUAUAUAAAUAUAUAUAUAUAUAUUAUACACACACACACACACACACACACACUCCCCACCUCCCUUUCAAGACAGUAUUUAUUUGUAGGUUGUACAUAAUCCGUGGGAGACACAAUCUCAGCCUUCCCCUGCCCCACUGCCUCCUGGGUACAGUAGCAAGGAGCCCAGAGGUACCCUGUCCAGCAGCUUGUUCUUUCCUCUUCCUAACUUCUAAGGUACUGUAAAAUAAAUGGCACAUGUGGAGCGAGGAGGCAGAGCUAAGGCACAAGCCCUGCCCCUGGGGACUUGGUCCAACAAGAAGGCCACGCUGUUGUCUUUAACAUGAGAUUUCUCCAGGAUCUGCAUGACCUGCCCAGUGUCUCAAAGGCACUCCAGAGUCCUGAGGCCUGGAGGGGGCUCUGUCCUUAGUCAUGUGAGGAAUAGGAAAAUGUUGCUUAGUUAAGAUCGCUGAAAUACCUCAUUUUAGCAUGUGCUGUUUUUGGGGUCACCCCAGGCACCACCCUGUGAACUCUACUCCAGGGGUAGGUUCCAGUCAGUCACCUCCUGCCUCCAACUGAGGCUCCAUUGGGGUAUUAUCUCAUGGCAGCAGAAAGCAAGGAGAGGGUGUCUGGUUUGGGAAGAGGAAGUCUGACAGGGGAAGUGAUAGGGUCAUGGCCUACCUUGAUGGGAUGUUUUGGCCUCCUCACUGACAGCAUCCUUCCCCCGUCAGAGUGAGACAAGCUUGGUGACUCAAGGAGGGAGAAGAGAGUUCUCAGUGAGACCACAGGGACCAGGAAAGCCUGAAGAGACCCUGAGAGGUACCUACCACACCUGCACAUCCUGUGACAAGUAGUGCUGAGGCACACAGUAGUAGACAAGUCAUCCAGACUGGGGGACUGUCCAUUGCAAAGUGGUGGAACAGGGGAACAGCACCUCUGGAUUCUGGCCUCAAGUGUUCACAUGGACCAACAUGCCUUUCAGAUGGAGCGUGUGGAUCAGAACCACCUGCUCUCCACCGAGGCAGCCUCGGGGAGCGAUGAAUCCUUGUGCAGCAGCAGACUUUUAACAGAGGAGCAGGGGAUGAAAAAAGGUGUGGAGGUGGUGAUAUGGAAGGACUGAUUGGUGGGGAAGAAAGUGUGGGUAGGGACUGGCAGUGGGGCAUCUGGCACUGAGGUUCUAACCCACUGAGGACCUUGGCAAGUCCCUGCAUCUUGCUGUGUCUCAACUUUCCUGUCUGACUACCUAGGAUUGUUUGAGGAACAGUCAUUUUGCUGCCUUCUCCAUAGCCAUGCUUAGCCUGGCAAUGCCAGCUGCUCUGCAGAGGAGCUUCAGGAAUGAGCUCAGGGAUGGGGGUGGCACUGAACUGAGUGGCCUUUGCCAGCUGGAGGACCUGAACUGUAGGUCGCCCAGUGCCUGCACAGAUCUGGCCAUGUUGGAGGUCUCUUGUGGAAGCUUUGCUGUAAGGCAGGAGUACAGAAGAGUAGAAAGAAAACUCAGACCCCCACAUCCCGGCCCCCGCUCCUCCAAACACCCUUUGGAAGGAGUGAAAGUGGUGAGGGAGCAGGGACUGGCUGAUAGUACCAAGGGAAAUACAAAAGCAAGGCCUAGCAAUCUAUAACUUCACCCUGACAGAUCCCAGGGUACUUUGCAAACUAAACGUACUGGGGGUCACUUCACUCACUACUUCAAGGGAAAGAUGAGCAGCAGCUAUUUCAGCAGGGGGCAGCCAUGCUAGCCCGGCAGCAAGGGCAAGGGGAACCCUGAGUCAGAUGUUUGAUGAGGUGUUGGUGGGAUGUGGCCAGUGCCCUUAUUCUAGGGGUUUCCACCCGUCCCAAAAACCACUACCUAAAUGGGCUGUUAUUUGCAGUGCUGACUUGUGUCUAGGGGAAAGAAACUGAGAGCAGAAGGCAGAUCAUGGAAGCACUCACAUUAUGGUAAGGGUUUUGGAGGGGGAAGCAAUUGGAGGGUCCUUGGGAUGGGAGAAAGCUGGCCAGAAAUGGGAGUCUGGUGUAGGCUGCUAGGCACAUGCAGCCCCUGUGGAUCAUGGUGGUAACUACGAGAGGCCUCCCUGAGCCCUGGCCUGGGGUUAGCAUUGGUCUAUUAGCUACACUGAAGCCAGGACAGCAUCUCUCUUACAGACACAGCCCCAGGCAGCGAGGGCUAGUCACGGACUGGCGAGGCUGUUUGCACUGCAGUCCUUGUGAAUGGGUGGUGAACCAGCUGCCCCUUCCAUACCUCAAGCUCUCUGGAAAGACUAGCUGCCCCCAGCAGAGCUCAUCCCCUGGUGCUCCCCUGCUCCUUGCGCUGUGGGUUUGGUUCAGGACUCUGGCUGGAUGAGGGAGGUAAUAGCAAAGGC
Alligator sinensis (Chinese alligator) is the source of this 4856-nucleotide messenger RNA. It is a transcript of the gene SEMA3F, whose product is annotated as semaphorin 3F. Gene Ontology annotation, molecular function: semaphorin receptor binding; chemorepellent activity. The coding region runs from base 50 to 2446 and encodes 798 amino acids. Lineage: Eukaryota; Metazoa; Chordata; Crocodylia; Alligatoridae. Gene Ontology annotation, biological process: axon guidance; negative regulation of axon extension involved in axon guidance; negative chemotaxis. The transcript is spliced from 18 exons. The record is from RefSeq and is a predicted model, not a curated record.